GCUGCCCUACGCAGUUGCCGGGCCGGGCGGUGCGGGUCAGUGCUGCAGGCCGGGGGUUCCGUGGUGGGGGUGGGAGCGGCGCCCCCGGGCCCGCCCUGCCUUUCCGAGGCGCCUGCAGCGGUACGGGACAGGCUUGUAAGAACAUCUUUCUCAAAGCCUGCAAGAUCUGGGCUUUUAAGCAGCGUGCUGCCUAAGGAAUACAAGGAGCUGAUAAUUGUCGCUUCCUUGCAAUUUGCUUUAUGGUAUUAGUACCUCUUUUUCUGUAGUUUUAGGUCAAGAAACACCAUGAGCACAACCCAACGAAAGCGCCGUGGAGGAGCAGUUAAUUCUAGACAAGCUCAGAAACGUAACAGGCUGAUGGCUUCUACUGCAGAAAUGGCCUCGGAAGCAGAGCCAAUAGAGCUUGAAGAAAGUGCUGGUGAAGAAGUAGUAGAUCUCACAUGUGAGUCUUCUGAACCUGUAGUCGUUGAUUUAACUCACAAUGAUUCUGUUGUGAUUGUUGAAGAGAAUCAGCAACAAAGGAGAAAUCUCAGGCUAAGAAGUCAGCGACAGUCAGACAGCUGUGUGCUGAGUAGUGAUGAUGAGGAUGAAACAAGAGAUAAUGAUGUGUAUAUGACAGAUAAAGUGUCUCGAGAAUUGGGACCACUGGAAGAUGAAACUGCAAGUUCCAAGCCGUCUGGUACCGUUAGCUGUCCCAUUUGCAUGGAUGGCUACUCAGAGAUUGUGCAAAGUGGACGACUGAUUGUGUCAACAAAAUGCGGCCACGUCUUCUGCAGUCAGUGCCUCCGUGAUUCCCUUAGGAAUGCCAACUCUUGCCCAACCUGUAGGAAGAAACUCACUCACAGACAAUAUCAUCCCAUUUAUAUAUGAGUACUUCUCUUUCUCAGGACAGACUCAACUGGAUUUUGGGGGAAAAUGUCAUGUUUUCAGUGCUCUGAAGAUGUAAAGAGCAGCAGGUUGUGCACGCAUCCAAAUAAAACUUUUUUUUUUGGAGAAUAACUUGUACGUAUAUAGACAGCUUUUUUAUGGUCCAAGCUGCUCCUUAUUACAUCCCUGGUUAUAAAGUUAAAUUUGAGACUGUUAAGCUAGAUCAGCAGCGUGUGUCAGUGAGGAAGCAGCUAAUCCUUCUCCUUCUACCUUUUUAAUGCUUAAAUAAGAAGGGUCUGACUAUUUUGUUCUUUCUUACCAUCACAUACAGAUAUGGAGUAAUUGCCUUUGAAAAUACAAUUGAACAAUUUGCUGUUUCAGGACACUUUUUGUUUUUAUGCUCUGAGAUGCUCAUGACUCUGUUGCUUUCUGCUAUACCACCUUUGUCCAAGUAGAGUAAGUUUUGUAACAAUGGAUUGUUUUAUCAUAAUUAUCAAAAUUUAAUUGACAGCCAGGGUCAUGCAAUAAAAUAACCUGCUGUUAACCAGUAAUCAGGUAUUUUAAGCAGCAGGCUUGAACAUGUAGAUGUCUUUAUUAAUUCCAUGAGAUCUGAAGGACAUAGACAAAUUGCAGCAUGUACAAUGUGAAAAUAUUACUUCAGAUAUUUUAACUGCCACCAAUUUCUGUAUUUGAAUCACAACACAAUUUAUUUUCUAACUGGAUGAGGUGGUCUCUUGAGUUUACUCUUCUAUAGGCUCUCUCCUGAUAACUAAGGAGGAUGUGUCUCCUCUAGGCUUGUUAGUGAUGAAUAAGAAGCAAAUUAUAUACUUUUCUCUUGUCAGCUGAAUACCAAACUACCAACAGUUCUUGUUACGGUAUCAAGUGUACCCAGCAUAAUGCUUAAAGUUCAGUGUGUUCACUACCUUGUUCUCUUCAGUUGUACUGACACCUGACUGGUUUUAGCCUGGUGCCUAGGUUUACAAGCUAACUGGCUGUAUUGCCAUGAGUUUAAAAAUUGAAGGCUUUAAAUGUUGCUUGGUAGCAGUCUUUACUUGGCAGCUUUUCUAGAGAAAAGUUUAAUUUCCCUUGUCCCUGAGGGUUGUCCGGGUUUCUUUAAAUGUGGAUUUUUAACAAAGAGAAGUCAGAUACAUGUCCUAGGAGAGAGUAUUUCUCUGUUGAAGCAAGGCAGGAGUACACAGGUUUAUGCAUUGUUAUCCAAACACUCUUGGGUUUUUUUCCAGGACUGAAUUAUAAAUGUCUACUUCAACAGUGAAAAUCUGCAAGCAGAUACAGAAUCCCAGCUGAAGAUUGUAGUGAUUAAAUGUAGGUAAGAUUCUUAAAAUCAGUAUUUAAUGAGCCACAUAUGCAGUAGCUGCAUCCAUGAGGGUUCAGAAUUGGUCCCUUAAAAAAAAGUUUAAAAUGAAACCAGAUUCCUUUUGGCAGGUGGUUGAUUACAAAAACCAUGAGAAGCAUCACUGUGUACACCAGUGCAGUGCACUCAUUGUAUGUGUGUGGUUAGCCCUGCAGUCUGAUGUCUUUGCUAACCUGUCCUAGGGAUCUGCAGGAAGCUCUUUUUUAAUCAGCUCUUCUAAUUAGCUCUCAAGCUCUGUAUUGAAGAUUGCAACCCCAAAGUAAACAGUUUUCUGUUAGGAUGUUUAGGGGUGUUUCUGGAUGUAGUAAUAGUCAGAUCUUUGUUCCAUGAAAGCUGUCUUAGGUAAUGCAGUAUCUUCCCCAUGCUGGUUUGGAUUAUCUUUGGUUCAGUUCCCAGGAGUAGGCAGUGUGGCAAUGUGGUAACUACUAAAAAGUUACACACUUGUUGCUUUAUAUUCCCAAUAGUAAUGCAAACUACAAGCGAGGACCACAGCAGUCUCAGGGUAGCGUGGUGACAGCAACAGCUGGAAUUGGGGUCCCAAAAAAGACUAUGAAACAGUACUAAGGAUUGCUUAAAACAUUAAUUUUAUGAAGAAAAGCAGACCAACAUUAAAACUGUCAAGAUACUUAAGGACCACAGAAAUAGCUUUCUCACAGUAGCUUAAAAAAGGAAAGAAAAAAAUGUGACCAAUUUCUCUUGGGUGGCUACUGCACGAGAGGGACAAGAAGAGGAUGAAAAUUAUUACCUCUGGGGAUGAGGGUGAGUCACAUUUCUGUGUGUCUUUCACAGUGUACUAGCCAUAGCCUAAAAAUGACUUUGCACAACUUCCUCCAUGUAAAUAUCACUUUAUAGUUUGUGUCUCAAUAAAUAGAUCUAAUGGAAAUUUAGAUACAACAAACUAUGAAAUAUUUAACAGAAGUUUUUAGCUUUUCUGUUAUCUGUGAAGUGCCACAAAUUUUGUGCAUCUCAAAAUUAAUUUUAAGCUCUCAGUACACAGAAAAAAAACCUGCGUUACUUUUUUUAGAAGGAAAAAAAAGAGGUGAUAGGUAAUAUAAAGAUUUUUUCAUUAUGUAAAUGUAUGUCUUGUUGUAUAUAGUUCAAAUUUUCCUGUAUUUAAUUGUAUUCAUGUCUGUCUGUCCCAUCUAUGUUGGACUCUGCUGGUAGGCAAACAGUUCUUUUAAGAGGUGGAAAUAAAAAACUACCAAUUUGAUCUAUUG
Calypte anna (Anna's hummingbird) is the source of this 3456-nucleotide messenger RNA. RefSeq names its product ring finger protein 4 (gene RNF4). Gene Ontology annotation, molecular function: zinc ion binding; transcription factor binding. The transcript is spliced from 8 exons. The coding region runs from base 286 to 870 and encodes 194 amino acids. NCBI's taxonomy places the organism in Eukaryota, Metazoa, Chordata, Aves, Apodiformes, Trochilidae. The record is from RefSeq and is a predicted model, not a curated record. Gene Ontology annotation, biological process: positive regulation of transcription by RNA polymerase II.